GUCGAGAGGGAGUUGCACUGUGAGUGAGUUCCGAAUAUUCCGAUUAUAUUCACCGAGAGUCUCUCGUCCACCCUCCAAUCCAACCAGCCAUAAACUGGGAAUCCGUCUGUCAGUAAAUUUAACUACCAACACAGUCAUCUCGUCAUCUCGGAGAGGAAGAUACCAAUAAUCUGCUAAAUCUCCACUCCUCCUCGCAGAACGAAGGGUCAGGUGGACGUGUAAAUUGAUUGCCAAGUGUUGCCCCACUUUGCCUCCUCCUCGUCGUCCUUUCCCCGUCCAAGCACACCCACAGCCGGGCGUUGAAGUACGUCAUCAUGGCUUCAGGAAUUAUUCCCAUCCGGUUUCAGGAGCAUUUACAGCUCACCUCCAUCGGAAUUAAUCAGGCGAACAUCAGUUUUAACAACUUGACGAUGGAGUCGGACAAAUUUAUCUGUGUUCGAGAGAAGGUGGGAGAUUCUGCACAGAUCGUUAUUAUCGACAUGACGGAUCCAAACAGCCCUAUUCGUCGCCCAAUUACAGCAGAUUCGGCCAUUAUGAAUCCUGCCAGCAAAGUGAUUGCUCUCAAGGCUGGGAAAACGUUGCAGAUUUUUAAUAUUGAGAUGAAGAGCAAGAUGAAGUCGCACGCUAUGGUGGAGGAGGUCAUCUUUUGGAAGUGGAUUUCCCUCAACACCAUCGGUCUCGUUACGGACUCGGCCGUCUUUCACUGGAGUAUGGAAGGGGAAUCCAUUCCACAGAAAAUGUUCGAUCGUCAUUCCAGUCUUGCGGGGACACAAAUAAUUAACUAUAGGACUGAUGCUAAACAAAAUUGGCUCCUUCUGGUUGCAAUUUCCGCUCAGCAAAAUCGAGUUGUUGGUGCGAUGCAACUUUAUUCCGUGGAACGGAAAGUGAGUCAACCCAUUGAAGGACAUGCUGGAACAUUUGCACAGUUGAAAUUGGAAGGAAAUCCUGAACCAUCCAAUCUUCUUUGUUUCGCUGUUCGAAACGCGCAAGGAGGAAAGAUUCAUAUUGUAGAGGUGGGCGGUGUCCCGACUGGGAAUCAAGCCUUCACUAAAAAGAGCAUGGACGUCUUCUUCCCACCAGAGGCACUAACUGAUUUCCCUGUAGCUAUGCAAGCAAGUAACAAGUACGACAUUGUCUAUCUGAUCACAAAGUACGGAUACAUUCAUCUCUACGACUUGGAGAGUGCUGCGUGUAUAUACAUGAACCGAAUUAGCUCUGACACUAUUUUUGUUACUGCUGCUCAUGAAACCACGGGUGGGAUUCUUGGAGUCAAUAGAAAGGGACAAGUCUUGUCUGUCACAAUCGACGAAGACACUGUAGUUUCUCACAUUGUCAAUAAUUUGUCGAAUCAAGAUUUGGCCCUCAGGGUGGCAUUCCGAAACAACUUGAGUGGAGCUGAGGAUCUGUUCAUUCGAAAGUUUAAUACCCUGUUCCAAAAUGCGCAGUACACGGAUGCUGCCAAGGUCGCUGCACAAGCUCCCAAAGGGAUUUUGAGGACGCCUCAGACCAUUCAACGGUUUCAACAGGUCGCAACUCAGCCAGGACAAACGUCGCCACUUUUACAGUAUUUUGGGAUCCUUUUGGACCGAGGUCAACUCAACAAGUUUGAGUCUCUCGAGUUGUCUCGUCCAGUUUUGCAACAAGGGAAGAAACAAUUGAUGGAGAAAUGGCUAAAGGAAGACAAAUUAGAAUGUUCCGAAGAACUUGGAGACUUAGUGAAGCAGGUUGAUCCUACAUUGGCCCUGUCGGUGUAUUUGCGUGCAAAUGUGCCCAACAAGGUCAUCCAGUGUUUCGCUGAAACUGGUCAAUUUAAUAAAAUUGUUUUGUACGCCAAGAAAGUUGGCUAUACGCCAGAUUAUGUCUUUUUGCUACGUAAUUUGAUGCGUGUCAAUCCCGAUCAAGGAGUUGGAUUCGCCCAAAUGCUUGUUCAGGACGAAGAACCUCUCGCCGAUAUUAACCAGAUCGUCGAUAUUUUCAUGGAACAAAACAUGGUUCAACAAUGCACUGCAUUUUUAUUGGACGCCUUAAAGAACAAUCGCCCAACUGAAGGCCCCUUGCAAACAAGACUGCUAGAAAUGAAUUUGAUUGCUGCUCCACAAGUGGCUGACGCGAUUUUGGGAAAUCAAAUGUUCACUCACUAUGAUAAGGCCCAUAUUGCCCAGAUGUGUGAGAAAGCUGGUCUUCUGCAAAGGGCUUUGGAACACUACACUGAUUUAUAUGAUAUCAAACGAGCCGUUGUACACACUCAUUUACUUAACCCUGAGUGGUUGGUGACAUACUUUGGCACGCUGUCCGUCGAAGACUCUGUUGAAUGUCUCAAAGCCAUGUUGACUGCAAACAUCAGACAGAACCUCAACAUCUGUGUUCAAAUUGCCACCAAGUAUCAUGAGCAGUUGACAACGAAAGCUCUGAUUGACCUUUUCGAGUCGUUCAAAAGCUAUGAAGGACUAUUCUACUUUCUGGGCUCUAUCGUCAACUUUAGUCAAGACUCAGAAGUUCACUUCAAAUACAUUCAAGCCGCAUGCAAAACCGGACAAAUCAAAGAAGUUGAGAGGAUAUGCCGAGAAUCCAAUUGUUACAAUGCGGAAAGAGUCAAGAAUUUCUUGAAAGAAGCCAAAUUAACGGAUCAACUCCCACUCAUUAUUGUGUGCGACCGCUUCGACUUUGUCCACGACCUUGUUUUGUAUUUGUACAGGAACAAUUUGCAAAAAUACAUUGAAAUCUAUGUUCAAAAGGUCAACCCUUCCCGACUUCCAGUUGUUGUGGGCGGUCUACUAGACGUGGAUUGUUCCGAAGAUGUUAUCAAAAGCCUUAUAAUGGUGGUUCGAGGGCAGUUUUCAACUGACGAGUUGGUUGAGGAGGUAGAGAAACGCAAUCGCCUGAAGCUGCUCCUACCAUGGUUGGAGUCCAGAGUUCAUGAGGGUGUCAUCGAACCUGCAACCCACAAUGCGCUUGCAAAAAUCUACAUUGAUAGCAACAACAAUCCUGAGAGAUUCUUAAAAGAGAAUCAAUACUACGACAGCAAAGUUGUGGGUAAAUAUUGUGAAAAGCGAGACCCGCAUUUGGCAUGUGUCGCAUAUGAACGUGGUCAUGCGGAUCGGGAACUGAUUCAUGUUUGCAAUGAAAAUUCACUUUUCAAGUCGGAAGCAAGAUACUUGGUACGACGACGGGAUCCAGAGUUGUGGGUCGAAGUUUUAAACGAGGAGAACCCCUACCGAAGACAGUUAAUUGAUCAAGUGGUCCAGACAGCUUUGUCGGAAACUCAAGAUCCCGAGGAUAUAUCUGUCACGGUUAAGGCUUUCAUGACGGCUGAUCUUCCCAAUGAAUUGAUUGAACUGCUCGAGAAAAUUGUUUUGGACAACUCUGUAUUUUCUGACCAUAGAAAUCUACAAAAUCUGUUAAUCUUAACGGCGAUAAAGGCAGAUAGAACAAGAGUUAUGGAGUACAUCAAUCGCCUGGACAAUUACGAUGCUCCUGACAUUGCAAAUAUUGCAAUCAACAAUCAAUUGUAUGAGGAAGCAUUUUCCAUCUUUAAGAAGUUUGAUGUCAACACUUCUGCUAUUCAAGUUCUCAUCGAGAAUGUGUCCAAUCUUGACCGAGCAUACGAGUUUGCCGAGCGUUGUAACGAGGCCGCAGUUUGGAGUCAACUAGCAAAAGCUCAGCUGCAACAAGGAAUGGUUAAGGAAGCGAUCGACUCUUACAUCAAAGCCGAUGACCCUUCAGCCUUUGUGGAUGUGGUAGAAACAGCCCAUAAGACAGGAGGAUGGGAAGAUUUGGUCCGAUACCUUCAGAUGGCCCGUAAGAAGGCUCGCGAAUCUUACAUUGAGACCGAGUUGAUUUAUGCCUAUGCAAAAACUGGACGUUUGGCCGAUUUAGAAGAAUUUGUGUCGGGACCAAAUCAUGCAGAUAUUCAAAAGAUUGGUGAUCGUUGUUUCGACGCCGGAAUGUUCGAUGCUGCCAAGCUCCUCUACAAUAAUAUAUCAAACUUUGCCCGACUAGCAAUUACAUUGGUGUAUUUGAAAGAGUACCAAGGUGCCGUUGACUCAGCGAGAAAGGCUAACAGCACACGCACGUGGAAAGAAGUUUGUUUCGCGUGCGUCGAGUCUGGAGAAUUCCGAUUAGCUCAAAUGUGCGGCCUACACAUUGUGGUUCAUGCGGACGAGUUGGAAGAUUUAAUCAAUCAUUAUCAAGACCGUGGAUAUUUUGAGGAAUUGAUCAAUCUCUUGGAAGCAGCUUUGGGCUUGGAAAGGGCUCACAUGGGAAUGUUCACUGAGCUGGCUAUCCUUUACUCAAAAUUUAAGCCAGAAAAGAUGAAGGAACAUUUGGAACUGUUUUGGUCCCGCGUUAAUAUUCCAAAGGUUUUACGAGCUGCAGAACAAGCUCACUUGUGGGCAGAAUUGGUAUUCCUCUACGAUAAAUACGAAGAAUAUGACAAUGCCGUGACGGCAAUGAUGACCCAUCCAACUGAAGCCUGGAGAGAGUCGCACUUUAAGGAUAUCAUUACCAAGGUGGCUAAUAUUGAGCUUUACUACAAAGCCAUCCAGUUUUAUUUAGACUACAAGCCCAUGUUACUAAAUGACUUGUUGGUGGUGUUAGCACCAAGAAUGGACCACACCCGAUCUGUCAGCUUUUUCGCUAAAGUAAAUCAUUUAAAACUGGUGAAACCAUAUUUGAGAGCCGUUCAAAGUCUAAACAACAAAGCAAUUAAUGAAGCAUUGAAUACCUUACUAAUUGAAGAAGAGGAUUAUCAAGGUCUCCGUACGUCAAUUGAUGCCUUUGACAAUUUUGAUAAUAUCGCAUUGGCCCAAAAGUUGGAAAAGCAUGAGCUCAUAGAGUUCCGAAGAAUUGCUGCAUACCUCUACAAAGGCAACAACCGAUGGAAGCAAUCUGUCGAGUUGUGUAAAAAGGAUAAACUUUACAGAGAUGCCAUGGAGUAUGCUGCCGAAUCCAAAAAUCCUGACAUUGCUGAGGAAUUGUUAACGUGGUUCCUAGAUCAAGGAAAUAAUGACUGUUUCGCAGCCUGCCUCUUCCAUUGUUACGACUUGCUACAUCCCGAUGUAAUUUUGGAAUUAUCCUGGCGCAAUGGAAUUAUGGAUUUCGCCAUGCCCUACAUGAUUCAAGUUCUACGUGAAUAUCGUACAAAGAUUGACCGAUUGGAGGAACUGGAAACCCAAAGAGUAGAAGAAGGACACACAAAUGAUGGAAAAGCAAUGAUCAUGGAACCCCAAUUGAUGUUAACAGCUGGACCUGGAAUGAUGCCCCCUGGUUAUCCUCAAGGCUACCCUAAUGCAUACGGAACCGGAGGUGUACCUUAUCAAGGUUACGGGAUGUAAAGUUAUUCUUGUAGUAGUGGAUCAAAUGUAAUCAAUCUGCAAAACCAAGUGUGUCAGCGAGUGCAUCUGCUAGUGGAUAUAUAAAUAAGAAACAAUCCUUUAACAUAAGCUUUAGAUUAGAGAAGAGAUUUGAUUAGGUUUAGUAAGUGUAUUAACCAAUUAUUUGUGCGUGUAUUUAUGAUCCAAAUUUGUAUGAUGAUAUGAUAUGAAUCAAGCUGUGUGAAAUACAUUCCGCUAAGUGUAUUACAAAUAUUGAGAUGUAUGCUGAGUAACUUUCUUCAAUGAUAAUAAUACCGAUUCCUCUUAUUCUUAAAAUGGACACAACAAGUGUAAAAAUGAAUUGGGUUUGUUUGUUUCAUUCAUAUAGUUAUACAUAUAUAUAAAUUCACAUUAUUUUGUAUUUCAAUAAUCAGACUAUGCUAUAAAAGUAUAUAGCUUUUCUUUAAAAAAUA
This is a messenger RNA of Folsomia candida, 5785 nucleotides long. RefSeq names its product clathrin heavy chain (gene Chc). The record is from RefSeq and is a predicted model, not a curated record. The transcript is spliced from 26 exons. NCBI's taxonomy places the organism in Eukaryota, Metazoa, Arthropoda, Collembola, Entomobryomorpha, Isotomidae. Gene Ontology annotation, molecular function: clathrin light chain binding; structural molecule activity. The coding region runs from base 315 to 5333 and encodes 1672 amino acids. Gene Ontology annotation, biological process: receptor-mediated endocytosis; intracellular protein transport. Gene Ontology annotation, cellular component: clathrin coat of coated pit; clathrin-coated endocytic vesicle; clathrin complex.